Molecule: messenger RNA, 1453 nt
Organism: Nycticebus coucang (slow loris)
Lineage: Eukaryota; Metazoa; Chordata; Mammalia; Primates; Lorisidae
Gene: ASMT
Product: acetylserotonin O-methyltransferase
Exons: 8
Coding region: 273-1310 (345 amino acids)
Molecular function (GO): O-methyltransferase activity
Source: RefSeq, a predicted model, not a curated record
UUGAGGGCACGGCCGGGCUAUUUCAGGGGUCUGACACUUCAAGGGCAAGGCAGGUGGGCAGAGAGCCAGGGCGUAAGCCGUACCUUAAUAAGGCUAAUGGAACUUUUCUAGCAUUAUCCGUCUUUGUUGUGCUCGGAGGCAGGUGGUGGGCAGCUUGGGGUGGCAGCUGCAGCUGGUGGCCAGCCCCCAGCUUGCUAGGAUGCUUGGCUCUCUCACAAGCAAGGACGUCAUCAUUGCAGAGCUCCCCAAGGCUCGGCCAGUGUGGGAAGAGGAUGGGCUCCCCUGAGGACCCCGCCUGGAGCCUCCUGAAUGACUAUUGCCACGGCUUUAUGGUGUCCCAGGUUCUCUUUGCUGCCUGUGAGCUAGGCAUGUUCGACCUCCUCACUGAGGCCCGGGAGCCCCUGGAUUUGUCCACGGUGGCUGCACGCCUGGGCACCAGCUCUCACGGCACGGAGCUUUUGCUGGACACGUGUGCAUCCCUGAAGCUGCUUAAGGUAGAAACAAGAGGAGGAAGAGCUUUGUAUCAAAACACGGAGCUCUCCAGCACCUACCUGGCCAGGGUCAGCCCCACAUCUCAGUGCAACAUGCUGCGGUACAUGGCUGGGACAACCUACCGGUGCUGGAGCCACCUGGCUGAGGCUGUGAGAGAAGGGAAGAAUCAGUAUCUGCAGGUGUUUGGGGUUCCCUCCGAAGAGCUCUUUAGCGCCAUCUACAGGUCAGAAGAGGAGCAGUUGCAGUUCAUGCGAGGUCUGCAGGAGGUCUGGAGCAUCGCUGGGCGGCGUGUGCUGACUGCCUUUGACCUGUCACAGUUCCCUGCCAUCUGUGACCUUGGCGGUGGUUCUGGGGCUCUUGCCAAAGAGUGCCUUGCUCUGUACCCUGAGUGUAAGGUCACCAUCUUCGACAUCCCAGAAGUGGUACAGAUGGUAAAGAAGCACUUCCCAUCCUUGGAGGAUGAACGGAUUGGCUUCCACCAAGGAGAUUUCUUUACAGACUCUCUCCCGGAGGCAGAUCUGUACAUCCUGGCCAGGGUUCUGCACGACUGGACGGAUGAAAAGUGCUCAAACCUGCUGCAGAAACUCCAGCGUACCUGCAAGCCAGGUGGUGGCAUCUUGGUGGUUGAAAGCCUUCUGGAUGAAGACCGACGAGGUCCUCUGACCACGCAGCUCUACUCCCUGAACAUGCUCGUGCAGACGGAAGGCCAGGAGAGGACCCCUACCCAGUACUGCACACUCAUCUCCUCUGCUGGCUUUCGAAGCUUCCAGUUUAAGAAAACUGGGGCCAUUUAUGAUGCCAUUUUUGCCAGGAAUUAACUUCCCUUAUGGAUUGUGGGUGUGGAACUACAAUCAAAAUGUAAAAAUAAUAAUUAUGAAAACACGGGUCUUGAUUACAUUUGUCGUUGUUGGUGCUCACACAAAAAAUGAUAAGAAGUUUCUCUCCUUCACUUUGUGGACUU